UAAUAUAUAUAUAAUAUAUAAAUUUAUACAUCUUCUUCUUCUCUAAACUCCAAACUGCAUAACUACCCAAGCCUCUCAGCUCCCACCAUCUGGCUCUUACUCUCUCAACACUCAUUUCUGAUUAUCUGAUAACUAAAAGAAGAAGAAGCAGAGGAAGAAAAGUUAGGGUUUUUUAAUAAGAAAAACAGAGGAGGCUUUUCCAAUGGAGCCUUCUUGUUCGCCUUCUGCAGCUUCGUCUUUGCAUAUUGCCAUGGCGGCUUUAGUAGGAGCCUCAAUCAUGGCCAUCUCCGCCUUCUUCAUCCACAGGCGAAGCGUUGACCAAGUGCUUGACCGCCUCACAGAGCUCCGUAGAGAAGGCGGGAAGCGUAUUGUGAAAGAACGUUUUGAUGAUGAAGAAGGAGAAGAAGAGGGAGCGGAAGAGUUUGAAAAUGAGGCUGAGUUUGGUGCUGACGGUGAAAUGGGUUUUGAUCGAAGGAACUCGAUGAAGUCUGUUGAUGAGAAGCUUCUUCGGCAUCAUAGAAUGUCCUCGUCGUUGCCCAAUGUGGCUUUGGGAAACUACGAUUGGGUUGAGGAUAACUCCAAACUCGAUUUUGCAGGAAACUUUAGAGCUCAAGGGUUUUCUUCUUCCUUGGAUAAACUUAAUCACAUUCCUUUGGGGCUUCCGCCUCUUCGAACCGAUCAAAGACACGGGGACUUAUCUAUUGAGCGUUCUAGCUCCCGUAGAAGGGUGGCUUCAGUUGAAAGGUUAAUGACCCCAAGAUCCCAAGCUGGGACCUUUGGCAUUACUGGGGAUUCUGAUGAUGAUGGAACGGAACUUGCUAUUGGAGAUGAAGAAUUCUUCAACUAUGGGAACGUAGAGGUUUCAAUUGAUGGCAUGAGUGGACUAGAAGUAAAUUCAAUCCUUCAGAAUUCUUCUGCAGUUCCAGUUAUAGGUAAUGAUGGUAAUUGUAUGCAAGAUCAAACUUUUAAAGCAACUCCAAGCGAAACAAGAGCUGGUGUGGCUACACAAGGUGAAAAAAACAUAGGUUCAACGUCUGUGGACUUGGUUGGCCAAGAUGCUACUGUUUCCAGCAUAAUUUUACCAUUUCCGUCAACUCAUGAUCCAACGAACAAGGAAGAGGAAGAAGUACGUAAGAUGCUUCGGGAAUGUUUAGAGCUACGCCAAAGAUAUCUUUACCGAGAAAGUGUUUCUCCUUGGAUGAAAGCAGCCGUCUCAAAUACAUCAAAUCCGAAGAAAGACCCAUUUCAUUUUGAAUCUGUUGAUGCCUCAGCUCACUCCUUCAAGAUGGAAGAUGGUGUUAUACAUGUAUAUUCAAAGGGAAAUGAUAGUGAAGAACUUUUCCCUGUUGCAAGUUCAACAGCGUUUUUCACUGAUAUGCAUUAUCUUUUGAAAGUUAUGUCCAUUGGAAAUACUCGCUCCACAUGUCAUCAUAGGCUACGAUUUCUUGAGGAGAAAUUUCGACUUCAUUUACUACUGAAUGCCGAUAAGGAGUUUCUUGCCCAAAAGAGUGCACCACAUCGUGAUUUUUAUAAUAUCAGAAAAGUGGAUACACAUGUUCAUCAUUCUGCUUGUAUGAAUCAGAAGCAUCUUUUACGAUUUAUCAAGUCCAAGCUGAGGAAAGAACCCGAUGAGGUUGUUAUAUUUAGAGAUGGAAAGUAUCUUACACUUAAGGAAGUCUUUGAAAGUUUGGACUUGACAGGGCAUGACCUGAAUGUUGAUUUAUUGGAUGUUCAUGCUGAUAAAAGCACCUUUCAUCGAUUUGACAAAUUCAACCUAAAGUAUAAUCCCUGUGGUCAGAGCAGACUUAGAGAGAUAUUCUUGAAACAAGACAAUCUUAUCCAAGGACGGUUUUUGGCAGAAGUGACAAAAGAAGUUCUAUCAGACCUGGAAGCUAGCAAAUAUCAGAUGGCAGAGUAUAGAAUUUCGAUUUAUGGAAGAAAACAAAGUGAAUGGGACCAGUUGGCUAGCUGGUUCGUUAACAAUGCAAUUUAUAGUGAUAAUGCAGUAUGGAUGAUUCAGUUACCACGGCUAUACAAUAUCUACAAGAAUAUGGGAAUUGUCACCUCUUUCCAAAAUAUUCUAGAUAAUGUGUUUAUUCCGCUCUUUGAAGUCACAGUUGAUCCGAAUACUCAUCCUCAAUUACAUUUGUUCCUGAUGCAGGUUGUGGGUUUUGACAUUGUUGAUGAUGAAAGUAAGCCAGAAAGACGUCCAAUUAAACACAUGCCAACUCCAGCUGAAUGGACCAAUGCAUUUAACCCUGCAUACUCUUAUUAUGCUUAUUAUUGCUAUGCGAACUUGUACACUCUUAACAAGCUUCGUGAAUCAAAAGGAAUGCCAACAAUAAAAUUUCGUCCCCAUUGUGGAGAGGCAGGUGAUAUUGACCAUUUGGCUGCUGGAUUUCUUCUAUGCCACAAUAUUUCUCACGGGAUCAAUCUACGAAAAUCUCCUGUUUUGCAGUAUCUCUAUUACUUGGCUCAGAUCGGACUGUCUAUGUCUCCUUUGAGUAAUAAUUCUCUUUUCUUGGAUUAUCAUCGCAAUCCCUUUCCCAUGUUCUUCCAAAGAGGCCUUAAUGUCUCGCUUUCAAGUGAUGAUCCCUUGCAAAUCCAUUUAACUAAAGAAGCACUGGUGGAAGAGUAUAGUGUUGCAGCAAAGGUAUGGAAGCUCAGCGCUUGUGACCUUUGUGAAAUAGCACGAAACUCUGUCUAUCAAUCAGGAUUUACACAUGCAGCAAAGGUGCAUUGGCAUGGUAGUAAAUAUUUCUUGCGAGGCCCUGAAGGAAAUAAUAUUCAUAAAACAAACGUACCCGGUUUGAGAAUUGCCUUCAGACAUGAGACAUGGAAGGAUGAGAUGCAAUAUGUUUUUUCUGGAAAAGCCAGGUUCCCGGAAGAAGUAGACCCAUAAAACAAAAAGCAGUAAACUGCUAUGAUCAUUCCUAGCAUCAUAGAAACAAACAACACAAUUGUAAUGUUUCAUGGAGAGGGAGAUUUUGUCCCGCCAGCAUGGCCAUGCUUGGCAGUAAAAUAAUUCUUCUACAAUUAAUUUAUAUAUACAUUAGCUUUUACAGAUUUGAGAGAAGCAUUCCCAACUUUUUUAGAGUUGUACUGCUGAGAUUACGAGGAUAAGGUGAGAUGUUUUGAAAGGUGAUUACAUUGAUCAAUGAUCCAAAUAUCAUAAUUCUCCUUGACUUC
Molecule: messenger RNA, 3189 nt
Organism: Cannabis sativa
Lineage: Eukaryota; Viridiplantae; Streptophyta; Magnoliopsida; Rosales; Cannabaceae
Product: AMP deaminase
Exons: 19
Coding region: 203-2902 (899 amino acids)
Biological process (GO): AMP metabolic process; IMP salvage
Cellular component (GO): cytosol
Molecular function (GO): AMP deaminase activity
Source: RefSeq, a predicted model, not a curated record